Clunio marinus is the source of this 2319-nucleotide messenger RNA. The record is from the annotation of a GenBank genome assembly. NCBI's taxonomy places the organism in Eukaryota, Metazoa, Arthropoda, Insecta, Diptera, Chironomidae.
AUGUCAAAUUCAACUUACAAUAAUCUGUGGAAAAGUACGCAAAAUGAAUUGGAAAAACUUGCCACGCAUGAUUUCGAGUAUCAAGCUACAGAACCUCAAUUUGAUAAACAUUUAAUUCAAAUGCGUAUAUUUGAGCUUUAUGCGAAAUACGUCAUAAUUGGAAACAAAUUAAAUGAGAUUUAUGAUCAAAUGUUGCAGCCUCAAAAGCGUGUGCUUGUUAAAAAAAUACUUGAUGCCUGUCUCGGGCGGGUUUGUGAAUUGAAACAAGAUCUAGUUAAAAUUGACUUAUCGGAAUUUAAUUAUAAUGAUGAAAUAAUGAUGAAACUUAAGCUGACACCAUUUGAUUUGGAAAUAGAAAUUCCGAAAUAUUUUCAACGCGAACGUGAACAUGAAUUGGCACUUCGCAAUAAAACAAUGGAUGACAUUUUGAAACGAAUUGGAGUGAUUGAAGAAGAUGUCCCAAUCGAGCGUUUGACUGAGCUUGAAGCAAUUCGCAUCAUUCAAAUGCACGAGCGUGCACGUCAGGGGAGGUUGCGGGCACAAUUUAUGAAAGAAAUUCGAUCUCUGAAAGAAAAGGGAAAACCCGAGCGAGGAAAAGCUGAGACCGGCUUUUUGGCUGCAAUGAAAAUACAAAAAAUGUGGCGAGGGUUUGCUUCAAGGUUGCAGACACGUAAGAAGAAGUUGGAAGAAAUGAUUCUCAUUGGAAUGUUGCCAGACCCGAAACAAGAUACGAAACUUCAAGAAAGCGUCGAAUUGCUACGUAAGCAACGCUAUAGGAAACAGUCUGAAUACUAUCAGUUGUACCUAGAAUCAUUAAAAAGAUUUGAAGUGGAAAUAAAAAGCAAACAGGGCGCAUCAAUGUCCGAAGACAUGGCAGACGAAAUUCGUAAUUGGUUUAGAGAUUACUUUGCGAAAACAGGAAAACUUCCCGAGUAUCCAUCUGAAGAUGCGGGUGGUUCAAGACAUUUACUUUCAAGGCAGGGCACCGAGAGUGAAUUCAGCAGAUCGUCUGCGCCGUCAUCAAAAGAGUCGAAAAAAACUGUGAAAGAAAAAGGCAAAGAGAAGGGCAAGGGCGACGAGCUUGUCAUGGACGAUAACUUCAAAAAGGGAUUCAAACCUGAUGAAUCAUCGUUCUUGCCGGAAAUAAAGACUGGAAUUGAUGAAUAUAACGAAAUAUGGAGAACUAAAGACGAGUCGAGUAACUUAAAGCAAUUGCAUUACGAGGACAUGAUUUAUGCUGAAAAAUACAGAGAAGUCGAGAUGGAAUUGCGGAAAAUCGUGGACGAAAUGAUGCGAAAUGAGCUGGAUUUAUUGCAGAUAGCAUUGGAUAAGGAUCGAGCAGCAAAAGGAAAGAAAGUCAAAAAAGGUGGCAAAAAAGCAAGACGAACAGGUAAAAAAAGCAAGAAGAAAAAGGAAAAAGAUUUAACGCCCGACCGAACAACAGAAUCGCUUUUCGAAGAACUUGUGGUGAAUGGGAUACUUGUGAAAUAUCCUGAAAUUUACAUGAAACAAUAUCUUGGGGACCGUGCAUAUUCAGCUCGAUCGCCCAUGAAUCCAGCUCUUGGAGAUAUUCGACAGGUUAUUAAGGAAUAUUGUAUCCUUCCACUAGGCAGUCAGAUGAUCAGAAAUUACGCUCCAUGCAUCAAAUCAGUUUUAAUUGUUGGUCCAAAAGGUACCGGCAAACGUUCACUCGUCCAAGCAGUAGCGACGGAAACCGGAGCUAUAAUGUUUGACUUAAGCCCUGCUAAUCUUGUUGGAAAGUAUCCGGGAAAAACUGGACUGAUUAUGCUAAUGCAUUUAGUUCAAAAAGUAUCACGUUUACUUCAACCAGCAGUUCUUUAUUUCGAAGAUGCUGAAAAGCCUUUCAUGAAAAAAAUUCCGAAAACUGAUAGAACGGAUCCGAAGAGAUUGAAAAAAGACUUACAAAAGAUUGUCAAGAAUAUUGCUCCAGAGGAUCGUGUGAUUCUGAUAGGAGUCUCGAAUGCUCCAUGGGAUGCCGAUCAAAAGCUAUUGCAGCAAACCUAUAAUCGUUUCAUCUAUAUUCCCCGACCAGAUUAUGGUUCGCUUUCGUUUGCUUGGCGUGAAUUAUUGGCUCAAUACAGUGGCGUUUCUAAAACAUUUGACUCGGGUGCAAUGGCAAAGGUAUCGGAUGGCUACACUAUUGGCUCGGUCGUGAGCUGUAUUCAAGAUGUUAUCACGUGCAAACGGAUGCUGCAACUUCGAGUGAAACCUCUUACUCAUGUUGAGCUUAUAAACGCGCUCAGUACAAAGGAGCCAAUUUAUCGUGAAGAAGAGGAAGCUUUUCUGACUUGGUAUUGA